Messenger RNA from Ctenopharyngodon idella (grass carp), 2450 nucleotides. RefSeq names its product PRELI domain containing 3A (gene prelid3a). Gene Ontology annotation, cellular component: mitochondrial intermembrane space. The record is from RefSeq and is a predicted model, not a curated record. Gene Ontology annotation, molecular function: phosphatidic acid transfer activity. NCBI's taxonomy places the organism in Eukaryota, Metazoa, Chordata, Actinopteri, Cypriniformes, Xenocyprididae. Bases 442 to 978 code for a protein of 178 amino acids. Gene Ontology annotation, biological process: phospholipid transport. The transcript has 6 exons.
AGAUUUUAAUGUCAUGCGAACAACAACAGCAACAUACAAGACAAAAGUUGUAAUUUUUUAAAUGUGUUCACUGAAAGCAAUUUAGCGGCACUAAUACACUGCAUGUAUUUUUCAAUCAAAUGAAAAGAAUAAGAGAGUCAAUAAUCUAGCCUAGUUUAAUUUGCGACUAAUAUAACCGAGUGUUUAAAUGAACCACGUUAUUUAUCAAACAUAAAGUCACUUUUGCACGUUUGUAGCGCAACAGUGAUGUACAUCAAGUCGUCUACAAGCGUCACAAAGCUUGAUCUCUAUUGGUAGUUGCUGUUAUAACAGGGAGGUUCCGCUGCACUUGAUUAUGAGGGUCAUCUCAAAGCCGGUAUAAUGGGAGCUGAGCGUGAAAAUAUGAAUAUAUGAGAUCUACAGUCCACCGUCGUUUGGAAGCACAUUCAAAUUGUCGUAAAAAUGAAGAUUUGGAGCACGGAGCACAUAUUCAGCUACCCAUGGGAGACUGUGAUCAAAGCAGCAAUGAGGAAGUACCCCAAUCCAAUGAACCCUAGUGUUGUUGGAGUGGACGUUCUUGAUAGGAACUUGGACACACAUGGACGUCUACACAGUCAUCGGCUCCUCAGCACAGAGUGGGGUCUUCCAGGGAUUGUCAGAGCGAUUUUAGGGACAAAUCGAACCACCACGUAUGUACAAGAACAUUCCAUUGUGGACCCAGAAGAAAAAAAUAUGGAGCUCUGCUCAACAAACAUAACCCUAACAAAUUUAAUAUCUGUCGAUGAAAGGCUUGUCUACAGGCCUCAUCCAGAAAAUCCAGAGAUCACUGUAUUAACACAAGAGGCGAUCAUCACGGUGAAGGGGGUCAGUUUGAGCAGCUACCUUGAGGGACUGAUGGCUCUAUCCAUGUCAGCUAAUGCAAGAAAGGGAUGGGACGCCAUUGAAUGGAUCAUUCAAAACUCUGAAAGGGAAAAUGUUCCUUUGUGUGACCUGUGUUGAACAGGUAAUGUUUCGCGUAGCACCUGUUUUUGGAUGGUACAAACCAGACAUGACAUGUUUUAUCAUAUGCAUUGGUACUAAAGGCUAUUUAAUAACUUGUUUAAUAAGCAGGUGAGGCUACAUGUUUGUAAUAUACAUACAUAUUUAUUUACAUUAUUUAUUAUUUUUCAUACUGAGGCAUAGAUAAGCCAUAAAUGUUUUAAAAUUAUACAUAAUUUAUUUAUUUAAUGUCUGUUUCAUGAUGAGGCGAGUUGAAGCAUAAUUGUAUAUAAUAUACAUAUACUUUAUUUAUUUAUUUUAUGUUAGUUUCAUUUGCGUUUUCAGAGCCCAUGAAUGAACUUUCACCAGCUCUGAAACCACAUCUGGCCUGCCUGACUUUGCCCCACCUCACUUUGUGUUGAUGUUUGUACACAAAGGUAGUCAAAUGUGCUCAUUUAUGCACAUAAAAUUGCACUAUUACAGACAGAACUGUAUGGAGUUUUGAAUGUCGCUACAUAAUAUGAAUGCACUGCACUGACUACCUCUUGUUUUAGAGUUCUUUUAAUGCCAUAACAGGAGUAUGAACUGGAUGUUCAGUUGUAAUUAAGAACCUUAAAUUUCAGAAUAUUUAGAAAGUGAAUGACAUUUUUGGCGUGUUCUUAAUUUUUUUUUUUUUUUUAUCAUGUGAUUAAGGGGGAUAUCAGUUAAUUUAGUUGUUUGCUUCAGAAAGUUUGCAUGGGUUGUCCUAGAGUGUAAUUAAUCUGUAAAGUCUAAGCUAAAUCUUGUAGGAUAGGUACUAUAACUUAUCAAAAGUCAUUUUGUAAUGUUUACUCUAAAAAAAGUUGUAUAUUUAAAAGACGUUUAUGUUGCUUCAUAAUUAAGACAUUGUGAACAUAUUGUCAACCCAUUUGGGAGGCUUUUAAUUUAUUUAAUGAUAUGAACAAAUGCUCAUUUAUGGUUCAUGUUAAAAAAUAAUUUAUUUUUAUUAUUUUAUUCUUAUAAUACUUCUGUGGUUCAAUACAAAGAGCAUGUUUGCUUUAUUUUGUUUAUGUUUAGUAAAUUAUUAACUGUAUAUUUUCUUUAACAGUUCAGUGUAACAAAUUCAACAUAAUUUUAAAAAAAUGUUUGAUAUUUAAAAACAAUGCUUAUCAAAGUAUACCAACAGUCGUUAAGGUCUUAUGGAGCCACCUAUUGGCGAGACAGUUGAAAAAAAAUUAAGAAAAACUUUUUUUUAAAAUGUUACUUAGAUUGCAGAAGACAGCGAACAUAUUUUUUGGUUUAUUUUUUCUUUUCUUUUUUUGUUUGUCCUACCAUUUUUCCAUUUUUAUUUUACUUGACAAGACUGCCUUGUUAUUGUAUAAUUUUGACCUCUUUAAAUAUUUCUUUAAAUAUAUUGUUUUCUAUUUAUUCUAAUGAAAUUAUCAUCAGUGUCACUGUUAACAAACAAUUAUUUUCACUAGUCAUAGAGAUACAGGCCAUAAGAAAAUGAAAUG